Homo sapiens (human) is the source of this 1017-nucleotide messenger RNA. RefSeq names its product tigger transposable element-derived protein 1-like. Bases 99 to 896 code for a protein of 265 amino acids. The transcript has a single exon. The record is from RefSeq and is a predicted model, not a curated record. NCBI's taxonomy places the organism in Eukaryota, Metazoa, Chordata, Mammalia, Primates, Hominidae.
CGCCGGGCACCUUCAAGGUUUUGUUAAUUUUGGAUAAUGCUACAAUCCAUUGCUGCAAAGAACUCGAAAAUGCACACGCCAACAUAGGAGUUCUUUUUAUGCCCCCAAACACUAAGUCUCUCAUCCAACCCCUCAAUCGGGGCAUAAUAAAAGCAUUCAAGGCACACUACACAAGGGAGCUUUAUAUGAAGGCCUGUGAGGCUCUCAGGACCAACAAGGAAACCACCAUGCUGGACUAUUGGAAGUCGGUCACUACAUGCAACGUUAUUGAUUAUGUCAGUACAGCCUGGGAGAGCAUUGGUCAGGCUACUACCAAUAACUGUUGGGAAAAUGUUUGGCCAGACUGCGUGGAGAAUUUUGAAGGGUUUGAAGGUGUUACAGAAAAUAUAAAGAACACUGUCAGAGACAUAAUGCAUAUGGCACAGCAGGUAAGUGGAGAGGGCUUUGAUGACGUGAAGGAAGGAGAUGUGGAGUACAUUUUGGCAGAGAAGGCAGUGGAACCAACCAACGAAGACCUGGAUGAGAUGGCAAAAGAAGGCAUUGGAGUUGAUGGCCAUGAAAGUCGGCCCAAGACUUCCAGAAUUGUCCCUCUCACAGCGCCAAAAUAUCAGAAUGGAGUUCUGCCUUGGAAAAAAUUUUUAGCGACAUGGAAGAGUGUGACCCUACGCUUGAUCGAAGCCUCAAAUUUAAAUGGCUGGCCUCCACUGCGUUUGCCCCUUAUACCGAGAUGCUUAAAGAUUUCAGGCAGAAAAGCCAGGCAGGCAAGGCUAAUGCAAUUUCUCAAGCCAGUUUGGGAGGGAAGAUUGCCCACUCCUUCAACAAGUGUCAAGAGCCAGACUCCUAAGGUAGAAAUGCCAGAGGUUGACCUGCCACCCUCUUCCUCUUCUGCAGAAUAAAUUUCACUCACCCCUCCCCUGGUUUCUGUGGGGCAAGCCAAGGUCGAGAGGUUUAACCACAUUGUGCAGCUCCAUCAACCGUAAGAUUUUAGUUGAUAUUUUUAUAAAACUUAGGAUGCUC